CAGAAACAUAAAACCUGAAGGAAACCUACACCCUCGUAAAACUAAAGUAUCACAAUAUAGUAACCAAAACUUUCAAUCUCCUCUCUACCUUUUCUGGCAGACAUUCGCUAAUAUCAUACCAUGGCCACCCCCACCCCUCCAAGACUUAACCAUGUCUUCCAUCUCCGUUGCCACAUAGGCAAAGACACCAUCAACGCGGGCCAAUACUGUUCCGGUCCACACCGACGCAUCACCACGCUCGAAGGAGGUUUCCUACGAGGUAUCCCUGGAACCCGGGGCGACGGCCUCGACGUAACUCUCGUCGCCGGCGGAAGUGAUUGGAUACUCUUUGACGAGAGCACAAACACGGCGCACCUGGAUGUGCGAACACAGGGCCGCACGAAAGAUGGCCAGUGCGUGUACAUUCAUUAUAGUGGAUAUUCGAAAAUAGAUGAGGCUGCGCAGCAAUUCAGGAGCUGGAGCCCAGAUGCGAAGACGACCGAGUUUGGGCAGCAUCACUGGUGGAGUGCGCCGAACAUUGAAGUUAGUGAUCACAACUUUAAAUGGGUUGCUACAACGCUAUUCAUUGGCCGGGGCCGUUGGUUUAGGGAGGGGGAUAUCCAGGCUGUGGAAUAUGAGAUUUUUGAGGUCGCUCACUAGGUCAUUCAGGCCUAUCGAGGAGCCCCAUGUACAUUAAGAUGAAUAUUUAGAGUGGUCUGUUUCCCUGGUAUCAGUUUGGCCCCUGCGCCAGUAACCAGGGCAUUACUUAUGUUUGAGCUCGAAGCGUUCUCCAUGUAAUUAAAUGAGAUAACCAGUCUUAGAUUCUUGCCAGCAAGAAAAAGGUCUCCCC
Messenger RNA from Aspergillus novofumigatus IBT 16806, 829 nucleotides. RefSeq names its product DUF3237 domain-containing protein. Bases 121 to 639 code for a protein of 172 amino acids. The record is from RefSeq and is a predicted model, not a curated record. The transcript is spliced from 2 exons. Lineage: Eukaryota; Fungi; Ascomycota; Eurotiomycetes; Eurotiales; Aspergillaceae.